AUGGCUGUUAUUCUUGCUAAUCAAGUUUUGCCCCGUCAAAUCGAUCCAUAUUAUCUAUCAGAUGAAUUUUCACAUAAAUUAGAAAAAUAUCACAAUGCACUCAUUCGAGGACUUAUGUAUUCUGACAAUUUGAUUUCUUCCAACUGUCAAGAACUCAUUUCGAAGCAAUUUUUAAUCGAACAAGGCAAAUGGAGUGAUUUAAUCGGAAUGUUAAAUCAAAUAGCUGUUUCCGAUGAUUAUAGUCUGCAAGUCCGUGCUAAUUCUAUUACAACAUUCCAAAAAAUUCUCGAAACAGGACCUCCUUUAGAAGUUUUACAGGAGUAUGGCGUAAAUUUUGUUGCAACUCUAUUAGAUUACCUUGCUGCAAACUCAUCUGAAACCAAUUUUUACAAAUCUGUCAUAGAAACUCUGAAAUUUGCGAUUCCAAUUUUUAAUAUAAAAAAUUCACAAGAAGAAUUUCAGAAAUAUUUUCAAAUAAUUAUCGGUGCCAUUGCAAAUCACGAAGAUCCAAUGAGAAUUACUGAUCUUUUUUCUUUAUUUUCAAUUUUAUGCACAAAUUGUUAUGUUUUUAUGGCUGAUUGCGUUGAAGAGCUUAUGAAGAUACUUACAGCAUCAUUAGAAGCACCAAAUAAAUACUAUAUCUUCGGAGCAAUUAAUUUCAUUGAUGAAUUUUCAAAAUUUGAGCAAUCUCUUGUCCAAGAAUCGAAUAAACAAGCCAAAGGAUUCAGAAGGAAAACAAUUGUAAUGCAUAAUAUCUCAGAUUUAUUUAUUGAUCAGUUUAUUUCUCCAAUUAUCAGCCAAGUCGUUCCAAAUGUUAGUGAACAAUGUCCGGAUACUAUUGAAGACCAUAUUUGCUUUGUAUACUGCGACAUUAUUAGAAAUAUGUUGAAAAUUAAUCCAGAAAAAAUAUCAAAUUUAGUUAUUUCAUUUAUUUCUGAAAAUAUAUCAUCAUCUGAAUGGUAUAUUCAAUAUUUCAACCUUCUCCUCAUCAAAUCUGUUACUUCUUCUGAUAUUUCUAGAGAAUCUCAAGGAUAUUUGUCUGAAUUUCUCUCCCAACAGUUAGAAUAUCUUACAGCAGUUGCAACUAUGCCAAUACCUUUAUUGGCAGUACAAUCUGUAAUAGAUAUCAAAAGAAUUAUGAAAAAUUAUGGAAUUUGGACAAGAAUUGACGAAAGUAUUGAAAUUAUCAUGAAAACUCUUGAGCAAUGUUCACAAAAUGACUAUAAAGUUAUCAUAGAAUGCUGUAAUUUGAUUAAAAUGAUGGCUUGUUAUGAUAUUAUUAAAAAUCAAAACUCAUUGAUAUCAAGAAUCUUCAUAAAAAGCUAUCAGAUACUUCAGAUGUACUUAGAAGUGAAUAAUGAGUACUCCGAUGAUAUCCAAAUCGCUUCUUACAACACAAUUUGUAUUUUGAUCGAAGAAGCUCCAACAAUUUUCCAUGAAUGCUUCGAAGGAAUCAAGACUUCGGCAAUAGAAGGCAUUAUGUCCCAAAAUACCAAUACUUUGACGAAGAUUUCCUUUAUUAAUAUAAUUUCUUCGCUCGCGAAAGCAGAAUACAAAGGUGUCUUGGAUGAUGCUCCAUUUAUUAUUGAGAAACUAUUCGAAUGCAAUGUAACAGGUGACAAUAAAACUGAUGAAAUUUGUUUAUCUGCAAUUGCUCAAAUAAUAAUCGUCGUGGGCGACCAAAUACAUGACGAUAACUUAAUCGAUAAGCUCAUUGAUAAUAUUAAGAGAAUAUUUGGCUACGAAUCCCCUUCUGCUACGAAAGAAGCAAUUGAUGCUUUAAGUGACUUAAUGAGGAAGUUCCCACAGAACAAAACAUUAUUAGCUGAAAAAGAAGAUAUCACUAAUUCACUUGUUUCCUUCAUAAAAAGUGAUAAUUCAAAUUCGAAUAUUAUUGUAUCGGCAAUGUAUUGUUUAGGUGAUAUAAUGAAGUUCAGUGGUGUUCCUGAAGACAUUGCACUUGAAAUUGCCAAAAUUGUUGUCGAAUAUCAAAUUAAAUUUUUCGAAUUAAACACAACAAGCAAAGAAACAAUGCAAGAAGGUCAUUAUUUCAUUGCUUCUGCUGUUUCUUGCAUUCUUGGAUGUGUUAUUUGCUCAACUUCUCAAGAGAUUCUUUCAGAACUGUUUCCUUUGAUUAUACAAACAAUAACUGUAUUCAACAAACAAGAAGUGUUCGAAUACAAUGAAUUGGCUUUCUUCCUUGAACUGGUAAACGCUGCGGCAGAGAAAUACAGAGGAAAACUUUCAAAAGCAGUGAUGAAGAAAGAUUUCAGAAAAGCAUUGAAGAUGUGGGAGUCAGGAGAAUUCCUCACUAUUCAGAAGUGGAUGCCCCUCAAAAAGAAAAUGCAGGAUAGAGCCUCUCAAGUCUAUGAAAUGCUUCUGACUAUUAAUUAA
Trichomonas vaginalis G3 is the source of this 2394-nucleotide messenger RNA. RefSeq names its product armadillo (ARM) repeat-containing protein family. The record is from RefSeq and is a predicted model, not a curated record. The transcript has a single exon. Lineage: Eukaryota; Parabasalia; Trichomonadida; Trichomonadidae. Bases 1 to 2394 code for a protein of 797 amino acids.